This is a messenger RNA of Myotis myotis, 2039 nucleotides long. It is a transcript of the gene SP7, whose product is annotated as Sp7 transcription factor. Gene Ontology annotation, molecular function: RNA polymerase II cis-regulatory region sequence-specific DNA binding; DNA-binding transcription factor activity, RNA polymerase II-specific. Lineage: Eukaryota; Metazoa; Chordata; Mammalia; Chiroptera; Vespertilionidae. The transcript has a single exon. The record is from RefSeq and is a predicted model, not a curated record. Gene Ontology annotation, biological process: regulation of transcription by RNA polymerase II. The coding region runs from base 22 to 1263 and encodes 413 amino acids.
UAUGGCUCCAGUCCCCUGGCCAUGCUGACGGCGGCGUGCAGCAAGUUUGGUGGCUCCAGCCCUCUGCGGGACUCAACAACACUGGGCAAAGCAGGCACAAAGAAACCGUACUCUGUGGGCAGUGACCUCUCCGCUCCGAAAACCAUGGGGGAUGCCUACCCAGCCCCCUUUUCAGGCACCAAUGGGCUCCUCUCACCUGCAGGCAGUCCUCCAGCACCCACCUCGGGCUAUGCCAAUGACUACCCUCCCUUUUCUCACUCUUUCCCUGGGCCCACGGGCACCCAGGAUCCUGGGCUCCUAGUGCCCAAGGGACACACUUCUUCUGACUGCCUGCCUAGUGUCUACACGUCUCUGGACAUGGCACACCCCUAUGGCUCCUGGUACAAGGCAGGCAUCCAUGCAGGCAUCUCACCAGGCCCUGGCAAUGCUCCUACACCUUGGUGGGACAUGCACCCUGGGGGCAACUGGCUAGGAGGAGGGCAGGGCCAGGGUGAUGGGCUGCAAGGGACACUGCCCACAGGCCCUGCCCAGCCUCCCUUGAACCCCCAGCUACCCACCUACCCAGCCGACUUUGCCCCCCUUAAUCCAGCCCCCUACCCAGCUCCUCACCUUCUGCAACCAGGGCCUCAGCAUGUCUUACCCCAAGAUGUCUAUAAAUCCAAGGCAGUGGGCAAUAGUGGGCAGCUGGAGGGGAGUGGUGGAGCCAAAACCCCUCGUGGCACAGGCACAGGGGGCAGUGGUGGCUAUGGGGGCAGUGGAGCAGGGCGCUCCUCCUGUGACUGCCCUAACUGCCAGGAGAUAGAGCGCCUGGGGGCAGCAGCAGCUGGGCUGCGGAAGAAGCCCAUCCACAGCUGCCACAUCCCGGGCUGUGGCAAGGUGUACGGCAAGGCCUCGCACCUGAAGGCACACUUACGCUGGCACACGGGCGAGAGGCCCUUCGUCUGCAAUUGGCUCUUCUGUGGCAAGAGGUUCACCCGUUCGGACGAGCUGGAGCGCCACGUGCGCACUCACACCCGGGAGAAAAAGUUCACCUGCCUGCUCUGCUCCAAGCGCUUUACCCGGAGUGACCACCUGAGCAAACACCAGCGCACCCACGGCGAGCCAGGCCCGGGGCCCCCACCCAGCGGCUCCAAGGAGCUGGGGGAGGGCCGCAGCGUGGGGGAAGAGGAGGCCAACCAGACACCCCGACCUUCAGCUUCUCCGGCACCCCCAGAAAAAGCCCCGGAAGGCAGCCCGGAGCAGAGCAACCUGCUGGAGAUCUGAGCUGGGUAGAGGGUCUCCAGUCCCAGGGCUGCUUGCCAGUCUCUCCUGGCUCCGUGGACCACUGCUUACCCCUCACUCCUUUGCCCCAUGCAUGCUGCCCUUUGGGGUGCUCUCCAUCUCUCCCCUGGCUAUUCUGAGCCUGGGUACCUCCCUGCAUGCCUCCUCAGCUCCCCUCUUCCCUUUGCCAUACGCCCAUCCCAUAAACUCUCAUCUUAGGCCCUCACCUUGUGCCUGAUUUCUGUAUUCUGGCUUCCUAAACUCUUCUCUUGCCCUUGCUCACAGCUUCUCUCUCUUCUGCUCUUACCACACCAGUUCACUUUCCUUCCAUGUGGACUCCCAACACUUUAUUUUUCUAUGUUAUUAACUCCUUGACAUCCAUCCUUUCUGCUUCCCAAGCUUAUUUACCACUAUCCCUUUGCUUCCAGGCUCCAGUCUCCCCAAGUUCUUACUCCACUGCUGCCGGUGCUCCAGAGCAUUCUUCCUUUUUACAAACACAAUGAUGAUAACGAUGAUGAUGAUGAUAAUUUAUUGCCCCCUGGUGGCCUCUUCAUUAGGGACCAGAGUUAGGGGGAUUGGGGUUAGUGACCUGGCAGGGAGCAGGGUACCAAAAGGGGGGCAGACCAGUGGGGAUCUAAUCCCAAAGAUGGGGUGUCCCCAGGGUCAGGGAGGCUGCCCCCAGGCCUGUAUAUUUAACCCCUAUGUUCCAAGAGAAAUGAAUACUAAUAAUAAUAAUAAUUCUAUUUAUCUAAGUUAUGAUGACAGGUCAGGUAGAGUGA